This is a messenger RNA of Maniola jurtina (meadow brown), 14998 nucleotides long. It is a transcript of the gene Rbcn-3A, whose product is annotated as dmX-like protein 2. Lineage: Eukaryota; Metazoa; Arthropoda; Insecta; Lepidoptera; Nymphalidae. Gene Ontology annotation, molecular function: protein binding. The coding region runs from base 187 to 9840 and encodes 3217 amino acids. Gene Ontology annotation, biological process: vacuolar acidification. The transcript is spliced from 62 exons. Gene Ontology annotation, cellular component: RAVE complex. The record is from RefSeq and is a predicted model, not a curated record.
UCUCUCACGUUCGAUGUGUGGUGUCAUAGAGAAAUAUUCGUGAUCGUAAAACUAAUAGAAGAAAAAGUAUACGAAAUGUUGGAUUUUAUUUGCUAAGAAUAUGUAUUACUUUAUUAAAAAUAUGCUUGUGUCCUACUGCAGCUUGGUACAAAUAUAGCAAAGGAAUUUUAGUUAUAAUAGCUCAUUAUGAACUGUCAUCAAGUACUUAGUGGUGCCUGUAAUUCAGGAGAUCAAUGUUUUGCUGUAGGAUCAGUGGAAGGAAUACCUUUCACAGCAUAUGCAGCGGGAUGUAACAUAGUGAUACUAGCGUCCAAUUUUGAGCGAGUCCAAAUCAUUCCUGGUGCUAUCCAUGGCUACGUCCGCAUCAGCUCUCUGGAUUGCAGCACUGACACCGGGAAGAUUGCUGCUGCAUAUGGUGCUGAAGUGUGCAUUUUUGAACCAACUCCUUUGAUCCAUAGUGCUGCCACUACUCAUGGCCUGGAAUACCGCUGGGUGCAAACUGGCAAGUUGGUAGCAGACGGGCCGAUCACAGCUCUAUCGUGGAACCUUGAAGGCACUCGACUUCUCACCGGAGGCAAGAUCCUACAACUAUGGCACCAAGCAUCGCUUUAUCAGGAGGACAGCCAACCAAGUUCCGGUGUUACAUUCCAAAUUGGCGGCGACAAAGACGAAAAGAUCAAACCUCCAGAAGAAGACGAACCUGGUUGGCUUUGCGUGUGGCAAUGUCACACGGCGACGCCGGCGCACCACCUCGCCUUUUCCCCGGAUGGCGUUCUGUUCGCCACGUCGGGCGUCAACGACCGCCUCGUCAAGAUAUGGUACCAAAAUAAAGUGUUAGUGCAAGCGCACGGCGAGCAUUCGCCGCCCGAGCUCAACUACACGUUCAUCUACGUCGCGCACCCAAGAGCCGUCACGCACUUAUCAUGGCGAAAGACGAGCAAGUACAUGCCCAAGGGCAGCGUAGGCAACGUGCUGGUGACGUCAUGCGUGGACAACAUAUGCCGCGUGUGGGCGGAGACCUUGCUACCGGAAGACGAAUGGGGCGGCGGCUGCGUUUCCGCGCACUCGCGCUCCCCGCCGCGCCGACAGCGAGCCACGCACCGACACAAGCACCGCUUCAUGCAGCGCUUGAAGCAUAUGAAAACGUGUUUCCAUAUUCGGCGGAACGCGCAGUCGUCCAAGCAGCCGGGCGCGCCCAUCCCCACGCUGCCGUCCACCUACAGCGCGCACGACUUCCAUAACCCCUACCACUCCACAUCCUAUACCGGAGGCCUCCACUUCCACCUGGCAGCGUCCAUCAACGCGGAGACGGACAUCCCGCUGGUGCCGUCGCUGGCGGGCGGUGGGCGCUUCAUCCUGCACUGGCUGCACAACAAGGAGAUGCACUUCACGAGCCAGGCCGAGGCGAUAUUGCACGAUCUCACUAAGAAAAUUUUAGAUAAGGAAGAAACAGAUGAAGGAGGUUCCGGUUCAGAUCACACCACACAUCCGGACGGAGAGAAUGAAAGACAUAGGCGGCCCAGCCAUCAUUUAACUAAAGUUCUAUCUGAGGAUAACAGCAAUAGCGACGAACAGCCAGCUAGCGGCAACCACAGCCACCCCAGCCUAUCAAACACCACAUCAAUAAACUCAAUAGCAACGGACGUCACAUGCACCCACUUGCCCGACUCCCUCGACGCUAAGAUAGAAGGCUUAUUGCGCGACUGGCACCAAAGUCCCGACCUACUGUUCUCUAUACACCCAGUGGAUGGCAGUUUUCUUAUAUGGGUAUGCGAAUGGCUAGACGAGCUACAAGCGGGUGCCAUUCGUCAAGCGCAAGUGUCAUUCUCAGCGCGCAUUCCCUCCGCUUUCCCACUCGGAGACGCUACCACCAUGUGCACCCCGGCAGCGCUGUACCACGCCGCCGCUCAACCCUUGUACGUGCGUCAUCGAACCAAGCCCGUUACGCCAGGACAAAAUCAACAAGGUGAAACUGUGACAACGCCGCUUGCAAGUGUACAGGAGGAAAAGGAGGAAACUGAUUGGACGCAAAAUGAUGAGCAAAAUACACAGCAAGAAAAUGGGCCACACGAAGAAAACAAUAACGACAUGAAAAGGAAAAUGAGUGUCGUGACGGAAGACCUUGGGGACAAUCAGGAAGGAGACGUGUUGGAGUCGGCACCAGUCAUAUCCAUGGUCACUAACCACACCAACGGAACUCUUAACUUGUGGCAGUUAACAUUUGACGACAAGUCCAAGUUCUCUCAGGUGUUAUCAAUAGGACACGCUUCUAGGGCGUCCGGUCAUAGGUUUAGAGUUAAUGACAUCACAUGCCAUCCAGUAUUACCACUAUUGCUUACGACAAGCCAUCACAACAUAUCAGAUCACGAGAGAGAAGUAUCAAACGUAGAUGAAGAUGCAGCCGCGGGCGGUUUAUGCUCGGAGCUUAUAAUGUGGCGCGUGGAGUGCGUCGGUCCGCUCGGCAAGUCCGGGGGCGUGUCCGAGCUCGCGCGAGUCAACUCUCCACAUCUUUCAGCGUUUAGUAACGUCGCUUGGUUGCCUACUCUACUACCCAGUACAACCUUGGGAAACCUAUCCAAUUCACCAUCAGCUUGCUUCGUGGCGAGUGACGGAGAAAGUUUACGAUUAUUCCAAGCGGUCAUCGAUGCACGGACGCUGUUAGCAGAAAUCGCCACUUCAGAACGCCGACACAAAGAUGUUCUCCAUCACGACACGAUGUCGCUAUCAUCCGACUCGACGAUAGAAGAAGGCGGCAUCCCUCUACACGACCGCAUCAAGAUCGUGUCGCAGCAGUCCACGGCGCGGCCCGGCGCCAUCAUCCAGCUGCACGCUAUCGCGGACGCCACGCACGACUGGCACAACACUCAACUGCUACACGUGUUCCAGGAACAGCUAAUCACUGGUGAACGUACAUCAAGCGACACGGAUAGUUCAGACUCGGGCGUCGAAGGUUCUGACGUGAACACCAUAACUGAAGCUGGCCUGGAAGCGAUAGUGGACCUGCGCAAAACGGCUGUGUUCAACGAACCCUUCUACAUAGUAGUGUUGGAGAGAACCGAUGGGGGUUCCACAGUACAUAUGUGGAGAUUGACAGUUUCUUCCCGAGCAGAUCCAUCAGAUGACCUAACAAACAGUAUGAUGUACGUGCCGGACAGUGCACUGGUGCAGGAAGACGAGGGCGAAUCGCGCAAAAAUUCCGUAUCUGUGGAUGCGGACCGACCCGUUCCCACAACCACACACUCGCAUCUCUCAAUUUCCACUAAGAAGGUGUGUGAAUGUCCGUUAUCGCUACCAGAUGGUGUAGACGUGAUCCAUGCAACACCAGCGGCGGGCCACCUGAGCUCUGCUUCAAUAUACCCAGCUUGUUUAGCGCCCUACAUAUUAGCCACAGCUUGCUCCGAUAGUACUUUAAGGUUUUGGAAGUGUAAUGUCACCAAAAAAGACAACGAUGAAUUUGAUUAUGCGUGGAAAGAAUGGGAAAUGAUGAACAAAGAUCAAGAAUCUACUAUAGACAUUCCAGGUCAACCCCUCCACAUAAGCGCGGCGUACUCCGGCCGAAUCGCAUGCGCGUACAAAUGUGGUAGAUCAUUCACACGACCAAAGGCCGGUCUCACCGCUAACAACUCGAACCCCGACGCCCGGUUCGUGAACCUUUGCGUUUGCGUGUACGAGUGCGAGAGCACCGGAGGCGCGGAGUGGCUGCUAGAAGACACCAUACCGUUACGGAACGUUAGUUUACCUCGUGUGGGCGUGUGUGCUGAUACGCAAAUCGAUCUGUCGUACUUGCACGACACGUCGUUCAUGCAAAAGAAACAAAGGCUGACACAGGUCCUGCAAACGUUGUCAUCGGACGAAAGCCGUAACAAUCGUAACGGCGAAGGCGACACAGGCAAAUCCGCGGGUCUUCUAGCAGUGCCGUCCUUCAGUACCCUACAGUCGUUGCGCAAAAGCAUCAUGGAGAACGGGAACACUUGCCCGCUCACACAAAAACACCUUGUGCAGUUGGACUGGGUGUCGAAGGAAGACGGAUCUCAUAUACUGACUGUUGCGGUCGGAUCGAGAGUGCUAUUGUUCACGCCAGUUUCAAGUGAUUUGGCCCAGGCUAAUUUGAAGGCUAUGAAAGAAUCAAUCAACAACAACCGGCCAAUACUCCGCAAGGCGUCCUCCCUCGCAGCACCUUUAUUCGUAGAAGAGAUUCGAUGGAUGCAGCUUAGACGUAUCCAGUUAAAGACAGUUGACGGUCUGCCGCCCUUGCCGAUGCAGAUAUCGUGGGUCCGAGACGGGAUAUUGGUGGUUGGGAUGGAUUCUGAAAUGCACGUUUACUCUCAGUGGAAGCCGGAAACGCCACAGAUAACAUCCGGUCAAGCGGCUUCCCAAGAGCAAGAGGAAGGCGGUGAAUCGCGUGCGCUUCGUGACUCAGACCUGCGCGUGUCGGCGCCGCACUUGCAGCGCGUGUCCUCCAUCAACUUACAGCUGUUGGAGCGCGACGCCAGGAGACGGAACAAAACGCAACCUGACCAACCUCAACCACUUCUAGACUACAUGCCAGAUUUCGGCCUAUUCGAAGCGUCACAGAUGGCUUGUCCAGUAUUACCGCAGUACCAUCCUAAGCAGUUGAUGGAGUUACUGAACAGUGGCAAAAUCCGAUGGGUUAAGGCAAUCCUCGCUCAUUUGGUCAGGUGCAUUGGGGGAAGUUAUACGAGCCGAAGCUCGCAAGGCGAUGAAGACAGCGUAUCGAGACAGCGCGGCUGGUCGCGGUCGCGCACGCUGUCCGUGUCGUUCGCCGCGGGCGCCGCAUCGCCGCUUGACGGCGUCGCACAGAUCACAGAAGAUGUCCAGCUUGAUUACGCGGAACUGACGUCAGUGCCGCCAUUACCACUCUGGACAUUAUUAGUCGCGGACAAGGAGUCUGCGCAUCAUCCGUCCACAAUACAGGAAGCUAAGGAUUACAAUGAACUAUUUGAGGGAACAAUGGAAGCAGAGGAGGAUCUUGAUGCGCUUUUGUUGACUGAAGAAGACGGUAUUGACCGUCGACCUUCAAUGCCAGAAAGACAGCCGCUUUCACACUUUGGACCUAGACAAGGUCGUAUUCUUUCCCGGCUAUUAACACAUACUCAUCUUCCCGGACUGAGUUCACUAGACCAAAUGCAUUUACUGGCUUUAGCCGAUACAGUGUCAACUUGUGAUGCGGACUUUGCCGAGCGACUUGCGUCGAACGCUCGAGUUGAUAUUAGCCAAGGAACAGGACAGGAAAUAAUGCCAGAUUCUUUGGACGACUGCGGUUUAAGGUUCCUGCUAGCAAUGAAGCAUUAUGGAUAUUUACUGCGGUGCCUUCCAAUAGCGCAGCGAGCCUCCUUACAACGUACAGGCGUUGGCACUUGCAACCUUGUAUGGGCCUUCCAUUCCGAGACCCACGAGCAACUUCUUAACCUAGUUCCUGGUUACGCUAAGGGUCAGCCCAAGUGGUCAACUAUGAGAGAACUAGGUGUCGGCUGGUGGAUACGUGGCGAUCUCUUGCGUAUAUGCGUUGAGCGCCUAGCGCGUGCGUCGUACAUGGCCAAACAAGAUCCCAUGGACGCCGCGUUGUACUACCUUGCUAUGAAGAAGAAGACGCUUCUGUGGGGACUGUUUAGAUCUAACCAUGAUGACAAGAUGACAGGGUUCUUUGCAAACGACUUCGGUGAAGACAGAUGGCGGAAAGCGGCGUUGAAAAACGCGUUCGUUCUCCUUGGAAGACAACGUUUUGAGCACGCAGCCGCUUUCUUCUUACUCGGCGGCGCUCUCAAAGACGCACUAGAGGUUCUCAUUACACGUUUAGGAGAUCUACAACUGGCGAUGGUGGUCGCGCGUUUAUAUGAAUCAGAUAAUGCUUUACCAAGUAGCUUGAGAAAAUUACUCAUGGAUGAAAUAUUAGGUGGUGAAACCGACGACGGAGAGAUAGACUUAGAACACGCGCAUCCCGAUCCGUUCGUCCGAUCAAUGGCGUUAUGGGAACUGAAACGUUAUGGGGAAGCACUAGACACGUUGCUAAGUAAUGCGGGAAGGUUGCAUGUGGCCCGUGACAAUGAACCGAUGCCCAGUGUGUUUAACUUCUACGUGUACCUGCGCACGCAUCCACGCCUUAAGCGUCACAAUAUGCCCAGUCAGGGUGGCACACUAGCCCUUUUGCACCAAGAAGCAGACGAAGGUAUAACGCGACUAGAGCGACGUCUGUACUUCCAAACAGCGCACGGGCACUUCAAGGCCGGCUGCCCAGCGCUGGCCUUGGAAGUUCUCUCGAAGCUUCCGGCGCGAGUCCGGGACGAGACGCGAGCUCGUCACGCGCCCGUGUCCGCCCCGUCCGUGGACGAGGCCGUCAUUCACACCGGACAACUCGAAGACACGACAGUCAAAAAGCAAGAAAGCGUGGAUUGGAAUUCAUCGUCAGUAGACUGGGGCGCGCCGGUCAGCACGGUCAAGGAUGAUGAACUUGUUCUCAAAUGGGAUGACGAUGAAGAGAAGUCAGAUGACUCGGGAGCUUCUACUCCUCCCUUGGAAAUGAAAAUGGACAAAUCCGCGCAACCUGAAGUACAAGCUUCAGUGGAAAGUGAGAAAGAAGAAGAAGGCCCUACCGUGGAUAUCAUGGCGCAGCAACUGAAGUUUGUGGCCUGUUUGAAGAUACUGAUGGAGGAACUCAGCACUUUGGCUACUGGGUUUGAAGUUGAUGGCGGUCAUCUCAGAUACCAGCUAUACAUCUGGCUGGAACGCGAAGUAGAAGCCCUUCGACGUCUCUGCGGCUACGUGUCGGCUCCGGGCGCGGCUUCGGGAGGCGAGCUGAUAUGUGCGGACGGGGAUCCCCCGCCGCUGCCAGAGAAACCCACGCUACAUCAACUGCUUAUCAGAGAGAAGGCGGACUUUGAAGCCAAAGUGCAAAGGGCGGUGCGGAGAAAGAAAUGGCUGAAAGCAAACGAGACGCUCCUCCGAACGCUCCUAUCAUACUGCUCGUUACACGGCGCGGGUGGUGGUGGGCUGGCCUCAGUGCGUAUGGAACUGGUGCUGCUGCUGCAGGAGCUGGGGCAGGACAAACAGCAUCAGCAAUUGCUGUCGCCGCUGCCUUUCCCUACCACAUUACCUCUGCUCGCUGCUGCGGUGGCGACUAACAAUACAGUCGUCGCGGAUCCUGUCCGGCAUUUGCAGUCCGUAGCACACGACAUGCUCGGCACCUUGGGCGAGCUGGGCAUACCGGGAGGCUCUGCCACUCGGCUACUGCACACUCUACGAGAGCUGGCAGUUGCGUUGUCCGCCUGUAUUUACCAGAGUCUGUGCGACUCCGAUACUUUCAGUUUGAAGCAUGCACACCAUGAUUGUAUGAUCGCUGAAACUCCUGGUACAACCAAUCUAUUGAUAAGACCGCGGAGAUAUUCGACUGAAGAACUUGUUGUAACCACUCCUCCCAACAAAUGGCCCGGUGUGUCAGCAUUACGCGGAUUAGCCCUGCGCGCGGCUGAAGAAGAGGAAGCUCCUAGAUUGCCUGUGCUUCUAGCGGAGGCAUUCUGCGCGGUUUAUCUAGCCCUUCUGGGCUGGGCGCUAGCGGCUCGAGACGCACAUUUGCUGUACCGACUCGCGGCGCAUGUGACGGAUAAUAAGGCCCACGCCAAACUGUUCGGCGGAGGCGUCAGGAGGCUGCUUACUACAGCACCCUCUCAGCCUCAGCCGAAACUCGUAGAAAGGUCAGAGGGUACAUCUGUUUGGUCAUCGCUGAGAGAAAAAAGGGCGCUACUACACAUGCGACUGUUAGGCCUGAGCCCCACUGCGCCACAUAAGAACAUUCAGGAGGGAAGACCUACUUACAGGGAACAGUUUGUGCCACCCCAUUGCAGCAUAUUGACCUUUCUGCUAACUAAGCCAACGCCCGAGCAAGAUCCAGACAACAGCGAUUAUGACUCCGCGGAAUCCGGCGCCGAGGAUGCGGAGGAAAAUGAGAGCGAGGCUGAAGACGACGACGAUAUCUUUGAUACUUCCACCACCAGGCCUGAGAAACGUCGCAAGGGAGCCAAUAUGGAGCAUUCAGAGCCGGACUCGUACUCGUGGCACGUGAUGCGAGUCGCCGUGCUUCGCCUCGCGCAGCACAAGUUACAGCAUUUCUUGCAGCUCUGCGGCAUUGAAAUGUCAGAACUAGCAACCACAAGCCCCACGGUGCACGGGGCUCUGCGUCGCGUGGAGCAGUGGCAGCAGCAACUCACAGAGACGCUAGAGGCGCGCGCGCCGCCGCCGCACUAUAUCCCCGGCUGCUUCCCCGACCAGCAGACCUCCGGGCCCCCUAUUAAUAAAUACAGAUGUUUGUUAGAAAAGCACAACACGCCUUUCAACUCGGCACUGUACAGCACGGCACCAGCUCGACGGUUAUGGAACUUCUUGGUGCGACAAGAGCUUGUUCAGGAAGUGUUCAUAAGAGCAGUGUUCUCCCGCCGUCGGACUCAGUCGUUGUCUGCGGAGGCCCACGCGGACGGGCGCGCGGGCUGCAUACCGCACCAGACGAAACUACAAGACGACGAGCUGCACAGUCCUGUGCGGAUCAUACACAAGGAGCAGGACUCUAUCGCCGCGUUCUGUCUCAACAGAGUGGGUGGAGGUCUCCUAGCUGUAGCGACAGCUCGGGAGGUACAAGAGAUGGAUGUAUCGUUACUGCUGAAAGGCGGCGCGUGCUGGGCCGAGGACGAGUGCGAGGUGGAUCUGUUGGCGCUGUCGGCCGACCCCGCAUCGCUGCCCGACACUGGGUUCCUUCUCAUACAGCAUCACGAUAAACCAAAUGGAGGUUCAGUUCCUGGCACUGGUAACAGUUCACCACUAAACCCAAACGCUCCACAGGCUCCAGUAGGCAUGGCUGGACAGACUGGGCGCGGCGCCAGUGUGGUAAAGGGCCUGCAGUUCCCGGGUUGCCACGACGCCAAAUACUGUCGCCUGGUGCUGCAUCGCUCCAAGCUUCUAAUGAAACCGGUACUCAAACACAAAAUUGACAAUAUCAAACGAAUGGCCGCUCAUCCUUCACAACCGUUGUACCUAACGGGAGGCGCAGACGGAUCGGUGCAGCUUUGGGAGUGGGGCCACGGAUCCUGCGUUUGGUCUCCCCGUGCGCCGGGCGCGUUCGCUAAAGUGACGCGCGUGCGUUUCUCGGAUUACGGCAACAAGUUUGCGGCGUCGGACGCGGACGGCAACCUCGCGCUGUGGCAAUUGCAUCCUUCGGCAGCCUCUGGCAACCAGCCGCACGCUUCGCCGCGACCGUUCUUUACUCAUCAAUGCCACAGUAAAGGCAUAAGUGACUUCGUAUUUUUAGGUUCCUGUAGUUUAGUCGCCACAGCUGGUCACAGUUCCGAGAGUAAGAAUGUUGCCAUUUGGGAUACUCUGAUGCCCAUAAAGAAAGCUUUAGUGGUUUCGUGGACGUGCCACGAGGGCGGAGCGGCGUGCGUGGCGUGGGCGGGGCAGGCGGGCGCACUGGUGUCUUGCGGGCGGCGUGGCGACGUGCUGGUGUGGGACCUGCGCGCGCGCGCGCCGCGCCACAAGCUCAACGCACAUCACGCGCCCAUCAAGUGUGUCUCGCUCUCGCCCAAAGAGGACUACUACGCGAUCGGCGCCGCUGACGGGGACAUUAAGGUAUUUUCACUAGCUACACAUCAGCUGCUGCACACGUUCGCGGGAGAGCACGCAAGAAGCUCCUUCUUCAAACACAUUGGCCAGGGCGUCACACAAAUACAUAUAGACGGCGCGGGGCGCGUGUUCUCGUGUGGCGCGGACGGCACCAUGAAGGUGCGCAAGCUGCCCGAGCGCGACCAGCCCGCGCACAACCACUACUCCACGGUAUAAUCGUAUGGUGGCCGAGCGAAGUGAAGCGAGUGUAUAGCGAGGGCCGGAGUGGAGCCCUACGUCCCGCUGUGAUGUAUUUAAUUGUUGCUGUUUGUUGUACGAUGAGGAUUAUACGCCGUUAGACUAGUCACUGAGUAGGCGAUGUUGUAUCUUUAGUGUAUUACAAAUGUUUAUGAAUCUUUAGUUAUUUCUAGUACGAAAUAUUCGCUGCUUAAGGUGAAGACAGACUGGUCUCACAUACGCAACGUAUGCGAUGCAACGUUCCUCUGUUUGUGUACAAACUGCAUUGACGUGUGCAAAGUAUAAUGUGUGAAAAUGUCUUUAGGCGCGUCGGGCGAUUUAGGGACGGGUAAAAACUUCAAGAUCGCGUCACUGACAUGCCAAUAGAUGUAUUUUAAUUUUCGAUACUACGAGUAAUUUGAAAAUCUAAAAAAAGCUGAUAUUAUGGUACGUAGUUACGAGUAUGUUUCUACUUCUGUCGGCAGUUUGCGAAUUUUUUCCAAUUGAAUUUUGGCAUACUGUUCAUAAAAUCUAGAACACUAGUCUAAGAGUCCUUGCCUACUGAUGCGGAGCAGAGCGGAGAUGUAUUAAAUAGAUCAAUUAAAUUAAUCAUUAAUGACGUGAUAAUUUUAUCAAGCCAUUAAUCAAUUAUUUAGUGAACUAGCGCCCUUAAGUGUGAAAUAUCAUAGGAACAAACCCCACCUUCCCACUCUGAUUUGGACGAGACCGUGUGGGAUUGCUUUGCAUGCGGUGGGUUUCUAAUCCACGUUUUUAUAAAACAGAUGAAAUUAUACGUUGUUUACACGUGUACCAAUGUUGGAAACAGUUGCUUCGCAUACGUUGCGUACAUGGAACUAGUCUGUCUUUACCUUUAACGUCGUCUUAGACGAAAGAUUAGGUACGAUUUAUUUAUUAGCGGGGAAUGGUAGGGAACAGCGGAGCUGCGACGGAGUGGAGGAGUGAACUCUUCGAGUGCAAUAACUCUGCAACUUAUGAAUUCGACCGCGGUCGAGCCUUUAUUCUUGUUAACAGAUAAUCCUUCGAGAUAUUUAGCUUAUAUGAGUGCACAUAAUCUUAAUACGUGUAACUUGUUGACGCAUAAUAAAUAAUUUACAUAUUAUUAUUAUUCAUAAUAAUUUAAUUAUAUAUUACGAUUUACCGUAUGUUUGUUGUCGUGGCUUAAUACGUGUAAUGUUAAAGUGUAUCUCUAUAUAACCAUAUUAUCGAUUCAUAAUGUUUCGGGCGACCUAUCGAAGGUUUCGGAGAGACAUUCGUGAAUAAUGUAAUCUUUAAAACAAUCUUUUUAAAAACUUCACACACUUUACUAUUAGGUGUAAGUGUUUCAUCAAUUUGUAAAAUUGCAGGGAUGAUUUCAAAUUAUACGUCCAUUUUGUUUUCUAAAAGCAAUACGUUAUUUAACAACAUUUCGAAAAUAAAGCAAUAAAGCAACCUUGCACGCAUUACGCUCUGGUUAACAGUAUUAUUUAUUGAUCACAGAAUGAAAGGCGUCCGAGAGAUUUUUUCUCAGAAACGAAAUCCGCAAACCCGUUGGCGUGCAUUUUUAUAAAGGAUUUUUUUAAUGAAAUAAAUAAAUUAAUACAUAAUGGGGAUGAUGACUAUUUAGUAAAAUCGGCGACUUUUUAUCAAAUGUCAAAACGAUUUCUUAUUGAGGGAGCUUGUAUGAAAUUCACGGAUUUAACGUCAUGCACAUUUGACGUACUUUUUAGGUAAAUCGAUCGUUUAAAAUGGUUAGCAAAACUUAAAACUAGCAUCGAAUGUGGAUUUUACGAAUUUUGGAAGACAGAUAGACAUCAUCCCCAUUAUAACCACAUUCAAGAGCCAGUCGAGCCAGUCAUAGGGUUAAAAAAGGUUGCUUUUUUUUUACAAUUCCUGAAAUAGAUGCCUUCGUAUGCACGUCACUGCGUCCACGGUGUUUGUGUGUGUGUGUGUUGCAUUGUGAUAUGUUCUGACGCGGGACGUCAGGCUCGCAUUUUAUUCCAAUAAAAUUACAAAAUUAUUUACUUUUCUACUUAUAAUUUGGAAGAUGUUGUGUAUGCAUUCAGUUAGCAAAGGCUCGGAUACACAUGACGCCCGUUGGUGACAAGUCCAAUGCGGCUUCUAGUAGCUUUCACUUAUCUGUGCUUUCAUACCAGGAACUGUUCAAUACAAAGGGGUUCACUGCACAGUCAAACUGCGUUAUUGCAAUAGUCGCCAUAGUGUAACGUGUUUUAAAUUUUAAUACACUUUGAACUUUAUAUUGUGUUCCUUAAGGUGGAAUUUUAAGAUUUCCAUACACUUUUUUAAAAAAUCGGAACGGAAAAAUUGGACGCACGGUCUACGCGUCAUAACUUCUUCCAGUCUAAUGCUAAAAAUGCCACCGUAAGCAAUACAGUAUAAAGCUUACCUUCCAUACUCGGUGCGGAGUCAGUGUCUAUGUAAUGUGCGAAAACCUUAAAUCAUCAGUAUGACUGUAACCUCUUACCGUGUAGGUGAAGAACUCGAUCGUCGCUGCCGCCGCGUUUUGUGUGUCCAAGCCAUAAGUGUCUUUUGGUUUAUCCUAUUUUUUUUCUAUAGCUUAUUUUUCGAAAUAUUUAGAAUCUUUUCUUAAUAUUUUAUGUACCACUCACGAUUAAUGAGUAUUUAAUUAGAGCAUUUCUUAAAUAAUAAUUUAUUUUUAACAUAAUUCUGUUUUUAAUCGUCUAAUAAUAAAUAACUAUAUUAAUAUCUUUUUUAAUACGUAAAAUCAUUAAAAAGACGAGUAAUUGCAGUGGAAUUGACACCUUGUAUAACCAAACCACAUGUCUACUGUCAAAAGACAUUUCCUAGACAGUUUCGUUAUUUAUAUUCGGUUAACUAUUUGUAAUUUUUAGGGUUCCAUACCUCAAAAGGACAAAAGGAACCCUUAUUAUAGGUUAAUAUUAUUUUAUCGCCAAAGUUGUGUACAGCGAGUACCUUUAAAUUCAUUUCUGAAAUAAGUUACCAUCUUUUUAGGUCUUAUUAUUUUUAAAUUCGCACAAUAAACAUGUAAUUUGAAGGACUGAACACAUUGUUUAGAACCCGCUACGAAUAUACAAGAACAAUUUAAUUAUAACCAUAAAAAUAGUUCAUUUACAUCAUUUCUAAAUUUCUAAAUAUUUUAUUAUUAUUUUUUCAAACGGUCUUUGUGCACAUGUGAGAGCACACCGUUAAAAAAACCAUUAGACAAUAUUGAUAAAAAAUUAUAAUAUUGAAAGUUGAAAAUUAUGUAUUUGUAAAACAAUAAUAAAAUCUCAGGAAAUUAAUUAAUGAGGCACACAGGCAGAAAAAUGAAAUUAAUGCUAUAAGUGAUAUAUUUGUAAUAGUACCUAUUUCAGAACUUUUAAUUAAUCAAAUUAAUAAAUUGUAAAUAGUACGUAUCUGAAAAAUUGCGUCUAAAAUUUAUUUUCUGUGGAAGUAUUUACCUAUACAAUCCAUUUAAUUUGUUUAUACAGUUAAUGUAUGUUUACAGAUAAAUUAUUAUUAUUAUAAUCUACAUUUUUUUUUUGUUUAAUUGACGUUGCUCGUUUGUUUUACUGUAGAUAAAUCAAUUUUUUUAGUAGGUGAAUGUAGUAUUGUAUUAUCAUAAUCAUGAGCAGAUCCACCUAGUGUAUCAAUAGAGUAGUUUUAUUAAGUUCGUUAAUAAUAACAGAAUGUCAAAUGUUUUAUUCAAUUGAGUUGUAGUGCAGUGUUAUAACUGUGCAUUUACAUAUUCGUCACUCGCCGUUUGUGUGAGCUGAGGCCGAAGAGGAAUAUGUUUAUACAGUAUGAGAUUUACUCAACCUUUAUAAAAUUCGAAACACAACGUCGAAAAACAAUAACGUCAGAGUAAAAUGAGUUGAACUCUACAGCUCCUUGAGUCAAAAAUUCAAAACCAUCGAUUUUAAUUUUGCGUCGUAACCGCUUGGAGCGUUAACGAAUUGGAGCUUUAAAACAAGGCAAUUAAGGACCAUUUUGCUGUAACGCUGGUGUUUUGACGUUUGCAUUGUAUUGACAUUGGUGUGAUGUAAAAUCUCUAAGCACUGCUAACUCGUAUCCUGGUUCAACACUCGUCGUGCCCUCUCGAGUGAAUAGUAAAUGCACCAUCAGGCGCGAUAUUGCGUCUCCUGCUAACGUUGUUAUAUUAUGACAUUUCCAAGCAUGCAAGCAGCUUAAAAAAGCUGUCUGUAUUUUGAAUAGUAUGUCUUUGUAAACAUUAUUCUGACGGGGUGCUUUUUUGCAUGAGGUCUGCUACUCCAUGUUUUAACUAAUUGGUCCAUAAAUAUAAUUUUUACAAUAUCCAUAAAUAUAUAUUUUCAAGAGACCUCUUAUUUUAUAUUAUUAAGAUUUGAAAUUAUAUAAAAUCAAUGUAAUUGUUCAAUAUGUAUAUAAAAAUAUUAUUUUUUAGAAUUUUGCUUGGAAUCAACAGUAAGUUGUGUGUUCUUUUAUCAAUACUGAUAUCUAGCUACGAAAUAUUGCAAUACUUACAACCUGCCAAGCCAAAACUUAUGAGAGUCCUGUAACUUUUCAAAUUAAUGAACGUGGCAUCUGAGUUGCGUUUUAAUUCGUAUAAUUAAAAUGGGACGUCAAAAAACGAGGUUAGGUCGUACAUAUAAAAUGACAACCGCUGGCGAUGCAACGUUCGUUAACUUCAAAACUUAUACUCAGGGCCCUGUAUCUAUAGGAUAAUAAUAAUUAUUAUUGUAAAAUAGGGUUUGACUAUUUUUACACAACUGCUCCAAGAGGAAAAUGUUUUUAAAAAUGUUAUUUUUUCAAUCAAAAUAUUCUUUGGAGUAAUGUAGCAUGUAACGUCUAUUGUGUGAUUCAAAUAGUUACAUAGGUACCCCUACGUAGUCAUCACAUUGCAUGUGAUUUAUAAAUCAAAAGUAUUUACGUAGUAACCUAUUCAUAAUAUUAUGUUAUACUUUUUUCUUACAAUCUUUACUCCAGGUAUUAUUCUUAUUUAGAGAAAAUUAUACUCCACGCUAUUAACUAAUUCGCAAGGUAUCAAACAUACUAGUCAAGUGCCCUAUUAUUACAAUAUUUAAUAAUCUAAAACCACACGCUGCAUCUGUGUUAUUGUUUGUGAACAAUGUUCGUAUUGAUUAAAGCUUAUUUUGUUUUAUUUAUGAAAGAAUGUUUAAAAUAAAGGUUAAUCUAAAAA